This is a messenger RNA of Dermacentor andersoni, 2063 nucleotides long. RefSeq lists its product as uncharacterized. The record is from RefSeq and is a predicted model, not a curated record. NCBI's taxonomy places the organism in Eukaryota, Metazoa, Arthropoda, Arachnida, Ixodida, Ixodidae.
CGAAGUUAAAGCUAGCAUUUUUCAUGAACAUUUGUCAAAGUGGUGGGAAACUCUAUGGUCGGAAAUCAAUACCGAGCGUCUCGUUUAAACGUCCGCGUUGUCUGCAGACGCGCGUUGUCGGUAUACGCGCGUUCGCUUCUGGCGGAUUUAGACGCGUAACCGCCAGACGGAGCGCCAUAUUGGCCAAUGCUUCUACUGCUUCUACAACGAGGAGGCGCAGGUCGACCGCGUUCGUCUGAUUGCCAGAGCAUCCGGAAAGUGAAUGCACCCCACUGCCUGUUUGCAGCUUCGCUGAGACAUCAUGUCGAAGCCGGUGGGAAUAAAAGCGGAGUCCUCGUCUCAGGUUUCAGAUGAGCCCCUGUGCGAGGAGCCACCAGACAUCGAUUGUGUUGCCCAUAGACGGGAGCCAGACGCACACGAAGUGUGGAGUCUCUCGGAGGAGGCACCUGCCGCUCAGGCUGCCUCCAAGGUGAAAAUGGAGCUUCUAUGUGACAAAAAUGAUGCCAACGUCCACCGAAUGUCCCUGCUAGCCGACGAGCACUGCCAACUCUUGGCUCAGCGGGAAGCGUUGGAGGAUGAGUGCAGGCAGAAGAAGGAGGAGCAUAGGCGGCUCGUAGAGUACCUGCGGAGACUUGCCGGCCAACUGUGCAACAAGUAUGACUUCAGCAACAUGACGGCGACAGAAUUGACCAAUGGCAUCAGUAUCAUGGUGGACCACCUAUCGCAUGAAUAUGAGCUACUUAGUAGGAAAUACCAAUCCCUAUGGAAGGAAAGGGAAUCCUGGGACCAGACAAAAGUCGACGCUUUAUCAGCAGAAAGAGACGCGAUCAUGGCAGAUAACGAAGGACUAAGAAGAAAGCUGAAGGACUACGACGACCUCCAGGACGAAUGCCGAGUCCUCAGCGAAGGAGUUGAAAACUUCGUGGCGCUUACCGCAGAAAAGGACAGAGAGCUGGCCAUUGCCCAAGAACAGAUCACAUCUUUGAACAGGGAGUCCUUGGCUACAGCCGGCAGUUCUGCAGAAGAUUGCCGCCGAGAAGCCGCCGUGAUCCACGAAAAAGACAGCGUGAUAAUGGAUCUUCGAGAGAAGCUCAAGGCGGCGGAAGAGAAGCUGGCUGGAUUGCAGCACGUGUCCGGGAGACUGCAGCCAUGCACAAUGGCGGUUGCCGUCGCAGAGGCUCCAAGUGGCGCCGUUCGGGACUUGGGGCACCCCGUCACCAGCCUUGCAACCAGCCAGGAAGAGCAACUGCAGCAAAACACAAACAUGAGUUCCAGAACGCAGAUGGAACGCACCCUGGGGGAUGUGCAGCCAGUUCAGCUCGAACACAGUACUGAACAAACAAAAAUUUCGCAACUGGCCAUUGAAGAACACAGCAGUGCAUCCUUAGUAGCAAUCAUCAUGGAUGCAACCCCGUUAACUGGCGCCAGACCAAGGAGCCUUGAAACACAACGCAUGGCAUUACUGGCAUUGUCGCCAUCUGCUCAAGUGGACAGUAGUGUUAGAUCAGCUGACGUGUCGCUGGUGAAUCCUCCCGAAGCUACGGCAGCCGAAGCCAAUGAGGAGGCAGAGGACGCAUACUCUACUAUGGAUGAGGAUGAGGAACUACCCUCAAGCGAUCACGGCACGGUGCCCACAUCGAACCGGCGUUCUAAAACGCGUGGACGUCCAAGGAAGGCAGCCAAACGAACUUACAAUACGAAGCGUGGACGUGCUGGAAAGGCAGUCAAACGAACUUACAAUACGAGAUCAAGGACAGCAAAACUCCGCAGUGAGCGGUCUUCCGAACAGGUAAGAGGCUUGACAUGUGGACGCACACUGUUGAGAGCAAGAGUAGAAGCACUGGACGGUGAGGGCGGUGGAAGUGACCGUACAUCAAGUCUGAGCGUCGCUGCAGCUGCGACCUGGAGCUACAGGUCGUGAAGUGUACGACACUGCCAGCAGACGCAAACAAGAUUGCAAGGAUUAGACUGGCAAAAAAAGAAUGUCCCUGUUGCCUGUUGUUUUCAGUGUGAAAUAGUGUGACAAUAAAUCUUGCCGCGUGUGCUAUUGCGGCUCUUUGACA